Symphalangus syndactylus (siamang) is the source of this 1886-nucleotide messenger RNA. RefSeq names its product serine/threonine-protein kinase N2-like. Gene Ontology annotation, biological process: signal transduction; protein phosphorylation. Gene Ontology annotation, molecular function: protein serine/threonine kinase activity; ATP binding; small GTPase binding. The record is from RefSeq and is a predicted model, not a curated record. Lineage: Eukaryota; Metazoa; Chordata; Mammalia; Primates; Hylobatidae.
AAUUAGAAGAACUACAUCACAAGCUGCAGGAAUUAAAUGCACAUAUUGUUGUGUCAGAUCCAGAAGAUAUUACAGAUUGCCCAAGGACUCCAGAUAUUCCAAAUAGUGACCCUCGUUGUUCUACUAGCAACAAUAGAUUGAAGGCUCCCUUCGUCAGCGGCGGCCGCGUCCAGGUGCGGAGUCCAUACCGGAGUGCAAUGGCGUCCAACCCCCAACGGGGGGAGAUUCUGCUCACGGAACUGCAGGGGGAUUCCCGAAGUCUUCCGUUUUCUGAGAAUGUGAGUGCUGUUCAAAAAUUAGACUUUUCAGAUACAAUGGUGCAGCAGAAAUUGGAUGAUAUCAAGGAUCGAAUUAAGAGAGAAAUAAGGAAAGAACUGAAAAUCAAAGAGGGAGCUGAAAAUCUGAGGAAAGUCACAAGAGAUAAAAAAAGUUUGUCUUAUGUAGACAACAUUUUGAAAAAAUCAAAUAAAAAAUUAGAAGAACUACAUCACAAGCUGCAGGAAUUAAAUGCACAUAUUGUUGUAUCAGAUCCAGAAGAUAUUACAGAUUGCCCAACGACUCGCAGAUCGCAGCAAAGGUUUCAGUUUAAUCUGCAAGAUUUCAGGUGUUGUGCUGUCUUGGGAAGAGGACGGUUUGGAAAGGUGCUUUUAGCUGAAUAUAAACACACAAAUGAGAUGUUUGCUAUAAAAGCCCUAAAGAAAGGAGAUAUUGUGGCUCGACAUCAAGUAGACAUCCUGAUGUGUGAAAAAAGAAUUUUUGAGACUGUGAAUAGCGUAAGGCAUCCCUUUUUGACGAACCUUUUUGCAUGUUUCCAAACCAAAGAGCAUGUUUGCUUUGUAAUGGAAUAUGCUGCCGGUGGGGACCUAAGGAUGCACAUUAAUACUGGUGUCUUUUCUGAACCAACAGCUGUAUUUUAUGCUGCUUGUGUAGUUCUUGGGUUGCAGUAUUUACACGAACACAAAAUUGCUCAUAGAGAUUUGAAAUUGGAAAACUUAUUGCUAGAUACAGAGGGCUUUGUGAAAAUUGCUGAUUUUGGUCUUUGCAAAGAAGGAAUGGGAUACAGAGAUAGAACAAGCACAUUUUGUGGCACUCCUCUAUAUCUUGCCCCAGAAGUAUUAACAGAAAUUUCCUAUACAAGGGCUGUAGAUUGGUGGGGCCUUGGCGUGCUUAUAUAUCAAAUGCUUGUUGGUGACUAUCCCUUUCUUGGUGAUGACGAAGAGAAACUUUUUGACAGUAUUGUAAAUGACGAAGUAAACUAUCCAAGGUUCUUAUCUACAGAAGCCAUUUCUAUAAUGAGAAGGCUGUUAAGAAGAAAGCCUGAGCGGCGCCUUGGGGCUAGCAAGAAAGAUGCAGAAGAUGUAAAAAAGCACCCAUUUUUCCGGCUAAUUGAUUGGAGCGCUCUGAUGGACAAAAAAGUAAAGCCACCAUUUAUACCCACCAUAAGAGGACGAGAAGCUGUUAGCAAUUUCCAUGAUGAAUUUACCUCAGAAGCACCUAUUCUGACUCCACCUCGAGAACGAAGGAUACUUUCGGAAGAGGAGCAGGAAAUGUUCAGAGAUUUUGACUACACUGCUGAUUGGUGUUAAGUUGCUAGACACUGCGAAACCAAGCUGACUGACUCACAAGAAGACCUCUUAAAAAUAGCAAGCCUUCAUUUGCUCUCUGUGCCACCAAUAGCUUCUGAGUUUUGUUUUGUUUUUUUUUUUUUAAUUGAAACACGUGAAGAUUUGUUUAAAAGUACCAUUCUAAUACUUCUUCAAAAGUGGCUUCUCAUUGUACUUCAGCGUAAAUAUGAGCACCGGGAACAGUUUCAUGGAGUUUAAGUUGAGUGAACAUCGGCCAUGAAAAUCCAUCACAAAUACUUUUGGAUCAAUAGUCUAUUUUAA